Molecule: messenger RNA, 3109 nt
Organism: Oryzias latipes (Japanese medaka)
Lineage: Eukaryota; Metazoa; Chordata; Actinopteri; Beloniformes; Adrianichthyidae
Gene: six6a
Product: SIX homeobox 6a
Biological process (GO): regulation of transcription by RNA polymerase II; eye development
Cellular component (GO): transcription regulator complex; nucleus
Molecular function (GO): RNA polymerase II cis-regulatory region sequence-specific DNA binding; DNA-binding transcription factor activity, RNA polymerase II-specific
Source: RefSeq, a predicted model, not a curated record
AUAAUAAUUUUACAGUAUGAUAUGACCUGCACAUUUGAACCUAAGGGUGGUUUAUGGUGAACGGGAAUGUGUCGUUUCAGUGCGUAAAGCUUCUUAAAGCGCCGUCUGGCUGUGCGCGUUUGCGCGGUUCGCCACAUAGACGGAGGACUCUUUACCACAAAGGCGUGGGGCGUUCAGGAAGCUCUGCGGGUUAUCUAAACGUUGAAAGACGCAAUGCAAAAAGGUCAAAAUGUUUAUAUUAUUUUUUUAAGGGAGGCGCUGAGCUCUCCUUUCCGCCUGAUUGGCCGAACUUGACAGAGAUUGACGUGCAUCCAUGGCAACCGCGCAACCAAUCUGCCAAGUCCAAUAGGAAAUCAUCGGAGGGGCUUGACUGGCUUUUUCUCCCCCUUUAAAAUACAUCUCAGCUCCUAAUUCCUCCCUACAUUCAAUCCCAGUGUAUCUUUUUUUUAAAUCUGCGCGGUCCAGGCGUGCGUUUUCUUGCAUCUUUAUUUUUUUUUCUUGUCGGCCAAGUUCGCCAAGGCCGAGGAUGCGGUAGCCGGUCCCCACGCGCGGCGUCCCUCCUCCUGGUUUGGUGUUUGCAUUCUUCUCGGCUAAUCAGGCGAUUGGCUCGAUAAGUUUGGGAUUGUCUUGUUUUUUCUGGCCGCCUUGGAUUCCCUUGGCUAACCCGGGAGAAGACGAAGAGGAGCGAGCCGAGGCGUCGGGGACAGCGAGCGAGGACAACGGAGGGGGUGAAGGAAACACUGGAGAAGCCUCCAUGUUCCAGUUGCCCAUCUUGAAUUUUAGCCCCCAGCAGGUCGCCGGGGUCUGCGAGACCCUGGAGGAAAGCGGGGACGUCGAGCGCCUCGGCCGCUUCCUCUGGUCGCUGCCGGUGGCGCCAGCGGCCUGCGAGGUCCUCAACAAAAAUGAGUCGGUGCUGAGAGCACGCGCCGUCGUCGCCUUCCACACCGGCAAUUUCCGUGAACUCUACCACAUCCUGGAGAACCACAAGUUCACCAAAGAGUCGCACACGAAGCUGCAGGCGCUCUGGCUCGAAGCGCACUACCAGGAGGCUGAGAAGCUGCGGGGGCGCCCGCUGGGGCCCGUGGACAAAUACAGGGUGCGGAAGAAGUUUCCUCUUCCCAGAACCAUCUGGGACGGAGAGCAGAAAACUCACUGCUUUAAGGAGAGAACCAGGCACUUGUUAAGAGAAUGGUAUUUGCAGGAUCCGUACCCGAACCCCAGCAAAAAAAGGGAGCUUGCACAGGCUACUGGACUUACACCCACACAAGUGGGAAACUGGUUCAAAAACCGCAGACAAAGAGACAGAGCGGCUGCUGCCAAGAACAGGCUACAGCAGCAGGUUCUGUCCGGCGGCUCGGUUCGCUCACUGGCGGAUGAUGAUGGCACCGUGGACCGCCUGGGUAAUUCAUCCAGUCCGGAGGCCAGUUUGUCCAGCAAAGCGGCCGCCUCGGCCAUCUCCAUCACCUCCAGCGACAGUGAAUGUGACAUCUGACGGGCAGGAAGAAAAAAAGAAGAAGAGGGGGAUUGGUGUGAAAGACAAUCUAAUAAAACAAGUAAUAGUGCCUGCGUUGAGUUCAAAAGAAAAAAUAUAUAUAUCACACACAAACUGAUCAUUGACAGCUGCCAAAACAUGGGGGGAGAUCCGUGACGCGCGGAGAACUGCCUGUCCUCUUUAGGCCUGUAUACUGUUGUUGCCCAUGUGUGGAAAACAGAAAAUGGAUUUCACGGACUACCAGGAAAAAGAAAAAGAAAAAAUCAACAAAACAAACAAAAAAAGUAAGAAAAAAAGGGUGAAGUGGAUGAGGGGAUCCAAACUCGCCUAACCUGCUGUUCUCUGUGGGUAUUUCAUGUUGAAAAGGACUGUGAUAUUUUUACUUUGAGGUUUUAUAAAUAAUGUUUAUUUGCUUAUUUAAAACGACCUGCUCUACUGUCUCUUGGAAUUUCGUAUUCAUUUGCUUGGUGUUUUUAAUACUUACCUUGUGCACAGGUCAACCUGUUGAGCAUGCGCGCUUUAGUGAAAUUGUGUUUCAGUAAAAAUAAAAAAAAUAAAAAAUAAGCAGUAAAGAUAACUUAAUAAAAUAACUGUUGAUCAAGACAGCUUUACUUUUAGUCUUUAUUAUUACGAAAUCCUCUGGAUGAAGAAUUCUUCUGUUUUUGAGCGUUUUUUCUUCUUUUUUUUAAGAUUACAAUGGUGCGGUACUGAAACCACUGACACGUUUCGGAGCGAGGUCUAAUUGGCCAACAUGCUUUGCGUCCUCUAAUGCAGGGUGACAGCGAGAGGUCGCGGAGAGGCCGGCUCGCUAACCCGGAUGAUCCGCAGGAGAGAUCAUAGAGAUCAAAACACAGCAGAUUGCGGACCUGAGUUUAAACCGCACACAAAAACACGCUCCUUAAAACGCCCGUGUGAGCUGUUUUUACGCACGACGCUGCAGGAUUCGGGCCCGCGUGAAUAUUUAAAGCUUCAAAAUUUUCAAGUCAGCUUGAUUCAUCUUCUGAUGCAGCAUCUUUUAGCUUUUCAUUCUCCUUCCUUCAUUUUUUCCUUCACACCUGAGUACCUAACUUCAAUUUUUUACGCAUUUACUUCCAGAAGUCUUGCUCCCAUGCGCCAAAGUUUGAAAGGGCACAACCAAACUAAAUGAGAAAUUAUACGCCAUCUUUUUUCCGGUUGAUGUGGCAACCACCUGGCCUGCACCCCCACCCCCUUUUUCCAAUUUGCCAUUAACGAGGCUACAGUAACUUAUGAAACAGACAAAAGCCUUUCAGUUUGGACAAAACAGAAGCCAAAAACUUGUUAAAAAGAGAGGAAACGAGUGGAAAAAAGAGAAAAAAGAAGGAUUUCUUUUUGGGAUAUAUCCCCCUCCCCACACUCUUCCAAACGACUCUGACAAAAAGCCAAAUAUUUCCGUUUCUUUUGAGUGUGAGGACGUCUGGGAGACCCAAUGAAAAAGUCUUUCUCGCAGUCAAUAAGGUUGUCAAACUGGUCAGCGGUAAUCAGUGCUAAUGAUGAGUCUGGGGUCCCAGCUCGGACAAAAGGGGCCCUACCGCUGUUUUGUGAGGAGAAGCGACUCUCCAAAGAAAAGGCUUCUGUCAGUAAAAAAAAAAAAAAAAA